Molecule: messenger RNA, 750 nt
Organism: Rotaria socialis
Lineage: Eukaryota; Metazoa; Rotifera; Eurotatoria; Philodinida; Philodinidae
Source: the annotation of a GenBank genome assembly
AUGGAUAAGCUCUAUAAGAAAUUUAAAUCUUAUCAAUCGUUCCUAUCGUCGAAAGCUGGUGACGAAGAAAACAAUAUUCUAUCAACUUCCGAAACGUCGUUACCGAUCACUCAAAACAAAUGGACAAAACGUCGUAUUCGAAACUGGGCAUCUCAUGGUCUUACAAUCCUUAGUUUAAUUUUUCUUAUUCCGGGUCUUGUAUGUCCUAUGCUUAUUGUUCAUAUCUAUCUCAAUGUUCCUGGAACACGAAUUCUUUUGGAAACUCAAAAGCGAGGCGUUAUAACGACCGUUUCAUAUCUAUUCAAGCGUGGUGGUUAUUUUCCAGGUACUUUAGUCGUGAUAUUUUCGAUACUAAUUCCAUUUACCAAAGCUUUCUUGUUGCUUCUGAUGAACUUUGUGCAUAAUCGUAAAUACAAUUACUUUGUUUAUACGCUUAUUCGUGAUUGGGGAAAAUGGAGUAUGACAGAUGUAUUUGUCACGGUGAUAUUUCUCUCUUUCUUCGCUUCACUUUUGGUCGCAGACAUCGAUGCAACCAUAUUGCCGGGAUUCUAUUUUUUCUUAACAUACUGCAUCAUAUCAUUAGCAGCAACACAAACUAUGUGCCCGCCACCCCGUCCAAGCGAGAUGCUUGAAGAAGAAAUAAAGAAACCUGUUGAUCGAAGACCUCUAAUUUCUUCUAAUACACUUACUGACGACAAAGGUGUCAAAGAGAUCGAACAAACUGCAAUAUCACCGCCCCGGAAAGAUUGA